AGAGAAGGGAAGGGCCGUGGCGGUGCCGUUGGCCGCGCCGUGGCGCUGCGGCGUCGCGAAGGCCCGUGCCGUCCGGUCCCGACCCGUCCCGGCUCGGCUCGGCCGGGCGGUGCGUGCGUGGGGGCCGGGGCCGCGGCGGGCAGCGGGGCCGCAGCUGGGGAGGAGUGCAGGGCCGCGGCGGGAGGAGGCGGCGGCGCUCUCUCUCCGGCGGGACAAAGGGCUGUGGGCGCGCAGCCGCGGCCCAGAGCCCGCCCCGGGAGCUCCCCUCAGCAGGCGCUUUCCGCCGCAGGAGCUAUGGGCCGGCUGCCGCGCUAGGAGCAUCCCCGGCUGGAGGGGCGAGGAGGAAAGCGGCCGCUGGUCCCCUUCCCCCGGCGGGGGCUGCGCGGGGCUGGAGAUGGAGCCGGCGGCGCGGCCGAGCGGGGAUAUCCUGAGGCGGAACCCGCAGCAGGACUACGAGCUGAUCCAGCGGGUGGGGAGCGGCACCUACGGCGAUGUCUACAAGGCUAGAAAUCUUCAUACGGGCGAACUGGCUGCUGUAAAAAUAAUCAAGUUAGAGCCUGGAGACGACUUUUCAUUGAUACAACAGGAAAUCUAUAUGGUUAAAGAAUGCAAACAUUGCAACAUUGUCGCCUAUUUUGGGAGCUAUCUCAGCCGUGAAAAGCUGUGGAUAUGCAUGGAAUACUGCGGUGGGGGAUCCCUCCAAGAUAUUUACCAUGUAACAGGCCCUCUGUCAGAGUUACAAAUUGCAUAUGUAUGCAGGGAAACUUUACAGGGUCUUGCUUAUUUGCAUAUGAAGGGCAAAAUGCAUAGAGAUAUCAAGGGUGCAAAUAUUCUACUAACAGACCAUGGAGAUGUCAAAUUAGCUGACUUCGGUGUAGCAGCAAAAAUAACAGCCACCAUUGCGAAGAGGAAAUCAUUUAUUGGUACCCCUUACUGGAUGGCCCCAGAAGUCGCAGCAGUGGAAAAGAACGGUGGAUAUAACCAGCUCUGUGAUAUCUGGGCAGUUGGCAUAACGGCGAUUGAACUUGCAGAGCUUCAGCCACCCAUGUUUGAUCUUCACCCGAUGAGGGCUUUGUUUUUAAUGUCAAAAAGUAAUUUUCAACCACCGAAGCUAAAGGAAAAAGCAAAAUGGUCAUCAACAUUCCAUAAUUUUGUCAAAAUAGCACUUACAAAAAAUCCAAAGAAGAGGCCAACAGCAGACAGACUCCUUUCUCAUAGCUUUGUAGGACAGCCUGGUCUUUCAAGAUCUUUAGCGGUUGAGCUGUUGGACAAAGUUAAUAAUCCUGACAACCAUACACACUACAGUGAAGUUGAUGAUGAUGAUUUUGAGCCUCACUCCGUUAUCCGCCAUACAAUUCGUUCUACGAACAGGAACAUUAGGGCAGAAAGAACGGCAUCGGAGAUAAACUUUGAUAAGCUGCAGUUUGAGCCCCCUCUACGGAAAGAAACAGAAGCUCGGGAUGAAAUGGUGGUGGCAGCUGGCACUGACUUUGCUUCACAUUGGAAUCCUUUUGUUGAUGGUGGAAGCAGCAAGGGACUGCUUACAAAAUUUGGCGAUGGGAGUGAAGAUGUUGAAGAAUCAACACUAAAGCGAGCAGGGCCACCUCCGCUACCUCCCAAGCCGAGAAUAAACAGUUAUCCUGAGGAAAACCUCCCAGAUGAUGAGAAAUGUCAGACAAUAAAACAUUUCCCAGACUCGCAGAACAGCCCGCCAGCUCACAGGAGACAAAGUAUUCCUGUUUGUGGGCCUCAGACUGAUUCUUGCCCCGUUGGUAUGACCAGCAGCAUCAGUAGCCCUGGAUUGCUCACAGCUAGAUACAGCGACUUAGGAAAUGGGGAUGGCAUGCUAAAACUCAUUGAAGAAAAUGCAGAAGGGUCUGGACAAAUCCCUCAGCUGCCACGUAAAAAAGAGAAAAGAGAUUUUCCUAAGCCAGCAAUCAAUGGUUUACCACCAACGCCGAAGGUGCUGGUAAGAAAUCUCAUUUGCAGCAGGAGUUAUUGGAAGCCUGCUGUCAUGGCAUCUCUAGUGUCAGGAGGUUUAUGCUAGAAUAAGCC
This is a messenger RNA of Grus americana (Whooping crane), 2055 nucleotides long. RefSeq names its product mitogen-activated protein kinase kinase kinase kinase 5-like. The record is from RefSeq and is a predicted model, not a curated record. Gene Ontology annotation, molecular function: ATP binding; MAP kinase kinase kinase kinase activity. Gene Ontology annotation, biological process: protein phosphorylation. Lineage: Eukaryota; Metazoa; Chordata; Aves; Gruiformes; Gruidae.